AUGGGCAAGGAAAACGGUGACGCCGCGGCGAAGACGGACGAGCGCUACGUGCUUCUCGGCAGCCUCCCUCUGCGCCUUCCUCUCCGCGGACCAGUACGAUGGACACGAGCCAGCGAGGGAUUCAAGGACGCCUUGAAGCCGAGAAUAGAGCGUCUAGAAGCUGAAGAGGCGCAGAAGGUAUUGCUAGAAGGAGCAACGAAGAGGAGGGGGAGAACGAAGGAGACCACUGAGCUCGAUGUGGUCCGCGGCCUGCUGUGGAUUAUCGGGGAUAAGGACACGAUGGCGCGGGUUGAGUGGCGAUCGGAAACAGGGGAGGGUGAAGAUCUUGAGGAGCAGGAGGGAACGGAGGGACAGACGAUUGAUCCGACCAUCGACGCUCUCCGACUCCCGGAACGUAAGGAAGAGCCAGCCCACGAGGACAUCGACGCUUGCUCGGACAGCGAUCUCUCAACGCCCCCUUCUUCACCGCCACUGUCACCUUCACUGCAUCCCGUUGUUGUUCCGUCUUCACCUUCGAUCCACCUUCCUCCGUCACUACCUCAUCCUCCUCCCCCUCCGGAGCCAGCUCCCGAGCCAGCGCAACCACCACCUCCGACUCCGCUGUUCGAAUCGCGCGUGAGGAUAUCUUUGCUACCGGCCGACUACGGCUGGAGGAUCAGCCAGCGCCGGGCACAUGCGCUGCGAGCACUCUUCAGUGUGCUGGAUAAGGGCUGGGAGGGCGCUGAGGGGGCACUGCUUGAAGUUUCCACUGCCGACAUCACGGACAUGCAAUCGCUGUACUCGCUGAUCGAGUCGCCACCUGAACCAAGUGUCCCUGCCGAUGCGCAGGGAGACGAGGCAUUUGCGACGCUCGCGGCGUAUGAGGAUCCGGUGGGAGUCAAGACGCCCUUGUACAAGUACCAAAUUCGCUCCGUUUCUCGUAUGCUCCAAAUGGAGACAUACCCCGGGACGAUGGUUGAUCCACGGUACUCUCGUCUACUCGACGCCUCCAGACGUUCCUACUACCUCGACCUGUCAUCCAUGACGAUCCGCCGGUCGCCUGCCCGUUUCGCGCUCUCUCGCGGCGGCAUACUCUGCGAACAGAUGGGCGUCGGCAAGACGCUUAUGUGUCUUGCCCUGAUCCUGGCCAGCCGGCACCAGCCCGUCCGCCCGCCUCAAGGCUUCGGCAUCUCGGACGUCACGAGCGACGUGGCGCUGACGUGGCCGACGGCGGACUCGGCGUCACUCCGUGCAGCCCUCAGUUUGCAUGGGCAGGAGUUCCCUCCUGAGAUGCUGGCCAAAGGAACCCCGAGCCUCGCCUCAUUGUGCGCCGAGGUACUGGCACGUGAGGCACCACAUGCUGCUCGAGUUCACCAAGUGCCCGAGGGGAGUCGAAGAUUGCUCGACAGACAGUGCGUGUAUUACCGCUUCCCGCCGCCUGUGCGGUUGCCCCGUGGCGCGAAGAGAGUGCCCUUCGUUCCCGCCGAGCGCACACUGCUCGCGAACACGACGCUGGUUGUCGUGCCCCAGAUUCUCGUUGGACAGUGGGUUCAGCAGAUUGAGGAACACGUUGAGCCCGGCGCGCUCGAAUUCCUUGUGCUUCAGGACGCAAAGGACGCGAUGCCACCUGUAGAGGCUUUAGCGAAGUACGACCUGACAUCAGACGAGGGCAACAUUGCGAACAACACCAAGAGCGACGCCAUGAUCCUCGCCGAGGCGCUCAGUAUCGAGCGACGAUGGAUCCAAGGGACCGAGACGGCGACCAAGUCGCUCGCCACGUCCGAGGGCAUGAUGCGCGUUCACUCGGCGGCUGAAUCGAGGGCCGGCUCUCGCUCCGAAUCUCGAGCGGUGUCGCAGGCUCGCGACGAGCCUUCUGCCGAGGAACUUCAGAGUGCUCCACCAACCCCACGCUCGUCGACCCGCUGGUCAAAGGCUGAUCUCGACGAUGUCAUCCGCCUGGGAAACAUGUUGAAGGGUUUCCUCGCCGCCGAGGUGUUCCAGGCCGACGAGUUCCGUCGCCUGGUGACGCGGCCGCUGCGAGCGGCCAGCGGGCCAGCAUUCGGCGCCGUUGAGCGGAUACGUUCUAUCAUGUCCCGCGUCAUGGUGAAGCACCGGCCCGGCGUCAUCGACGAGGAAGUCACGCUCCCGCCUUCGCAGCUCGGCGCCGAACUCGUCCCCUUCACCUCUUGGCAGCGCAAGACGUAUAACGCCUUGACGGCCCUCGUUGCGUCCAACGUCUACACCUCGGCGGGAGAGGACGUCGACUUCUUCCUGCAUCCCCGCAACGUCGAGGCGUUCAACCAAGUCGUCGCAAACCUGCAUCUCGCGUGCACAUGGUUCUCGUCUGCGGACAUGGGUAUUGAGGCGGCCCUCGGGCGCACGCAGAAGUAUCUUGAUGGCGACAAGCUGAACGACGCCCAGCGGGCGGGCUGCGAGCAAGCCUGGAUGGCCAGCGGCGAGGCUUCAUUGCCCUACGACUCAGAUUUGCCCGAAGCUGUCAUCCGCGCAUGGGGACAUACCGCCGCCGCGGCUGUUCUCGAUGCUCGGGCGAUGAUGCACGUGAGGACCACGAACCGGCGUGCGGCCACGAUAACUUCUGUCGAGAAGGAAGGCCACGACGACCGGGCGCGCCGCAUCAAGCUCGAGCAGAAGGCGGAGCAGCGAGACGCCAAAUCCACCGCAAAGUCUCCAGCAUCGCCAGUCAAGGCGGACAAGGGCAAAGCGGCCGCCGAGCGUCCCAAAGCUCCGCGCAUCCGCCGUCUCUCCACCGCCACGCACUCAGAUCACGCUUCAACUGACCCGAGCAACGUGGACUCAGCCCUGGACGAGGCAGCAGCCAACGCGGCAGCGAACGCAGCCGCAGCGGCCGAGAUCAGCGACGCGCCCCGGCCUCUCCCUAGCGUCGUCAAGACCCAGUCCCGCAGCGCCAAGAUCAACUACGCCGUGCGCUGCGUCCUCGCCUCAGAGCCUGAAGACCGCUUCGUCAUCUUCGGUGCUUGGGAGGAACUCGCACACCUGACCGAGGCGCUGGACCUCGUCAAGGUCAAGAGCGUGUAUGCAGGUGCUCGUGUCUCGGCCGAUAAGCGCCAGCGCGCCCUCGCUGAGUUCAAAGAGGGCGGUCCGAAAGUCGUCAUUCUCGAACUGAAACAUGCGGCGCGAGGUCUGAACCUGACAGAUGCGAACCGGAUGGUCUUCCUCUCCCCCGUCUGGUCGCUCGACGUGCAGGCUCAAGCGAUCAAGCGUAUCCACCGAAUCGGGCAGACACGCCCUACCCGCAUCGACAUCCUAGUCACAGAGGGGACGUUUGAGGAGGACAUCGUGCGGCGCGAAAAGGCAGCAAGGGGCAGCGAGGACGAGAAGCGCUACUCGCGCGCUUUGAUUGAGACACCGCGAUUUGUCGAUGAUCGACCGGACGAGAGACCGGCAUUCUUCCCCGUUCCCCUCGUUCCUGGACAGAUGGAUCUGGAGGAGGAACGGAUCUAUGCCGCAGCCCUGGCCGAGGUCACUGCGCCGGGAGCCGUGGCGCUCGAGGAGCUGACUGAUCGCCGCCCCGAGGAGCCUUUCUCUCCGUCUGGAUCAGCCACACCAGCGGACGCGGACCCCGUCAAGAUGGAGCUGGACUCCCCCGCUCCAGCCGUGAUCGAGGUUGAGGCUGCCGCGCCGAAACGUGCUCUGCGCUUUGCUGAUGAGGACGAUGAGAUUAAGCCGGCCAAGAAGGCGAGGUUUGUGCCCCCGAGUCCUGGCCCCUUCUCCGGGGCCGGACCAUCCAGGCGAGCCAGGUUCGCCUCUCCGGACACAGCAGAGCCGCCGAAGCGAGCGCGGUUCGCGUCCCCUCCCCCAGUCCCCACUUUUGACUCUGAACCAGACACUCCGACAGCGAGGCGUGUGCGGAUCACCACCCCUCCGCCCGUCAAGCAAGAGUCGGUCGGCGGCGCCAACGACACCCAACCAGCGCUGGGCAGCCCACGCCCACCGCCCUCAGCAUCCGAUGGGCCAGAAGCAGUGCACCAGCACGAGGGCGCCCGUUUCGAAUAG
Messenger RNA from Trichosporon asahii var. asahii CBS 2479, 4014 nucleotides. RefSeq lists its product as uncharacterized. The transcript has 8 exons. Gene Ontology annotation, molecular function: ATP binding; ATP-dependent chromatin remodeler activity. The record is from RefSeq and is a predicted model, not a curated record. The coding region runs from base 1 to 4014 and encodes 1337 amino acids. NCBI's taxonomy places the organism in Eukaryota, Fungi, Basidiomycota, Tremellomycetes, Trichosporonales, Trichosporonaceae.